AUGGCGAGCGGGGGCCGCCGGUGCCUCCCGGGGCCGUUCCUGGGGCUACCGGGGCUACCGGGGCCGUUCCUGGGGCUACCGGGACUCUACCGGUGCCUCCCGGGGCUGCUACCGGGGCUACCGGGGCCGUUCCUGUGGCUACCGGAGCUCUGCCGGUGGCUGCUCUCCGUGUCCCUGUGGCUACCGGGACUCUACCGGUGCCUACCGGGGCUACCGGGGCCGUUCCUGUGGCUACCGGGACUCUACCGGUGGCUACCGGGGCUCUGCCGGUGGCUGCUGUCGGUGUCCCUGUGGCUACCGGGGCUGUCCCUGCAGCCACCGGGGCUCUGCCGGUGGUUACCGGCGCUGUCCCUGGGGUUACCGGCGCUGUCCCUGUGGUUACCGGCGGCCGCCGCCUUCAACCUGGACGGGGCCAGCCCGGUGCUGAAGGACGGGGACCGGGGCAGCCUCUUCGGAGCGGCCGUGGCGCUGCACCGGCAGCUGAGCCCCGAGCCCCGGCGUGGUGAGCUGCUCGUGGGCGCCCCCCAGGCCCGGGCACUGCCCGGCCAGGCCGCCAACAUCAGCGGGGCUCUGUUCGCCUGCCCGCUGAGCGCCGAGCCCGCCGACUGCUGGAGGGUCCCCAUCGAUGAGGGAGAGGAUCCCACGAGGGAGAGCAAAGAGAACCAAUGGCUGGGGGUCAGCGUCGAGAGCCAAGGGCCCGGCGGGAAAGUGGUGACCUGCGCGCACCGCUACGAGCUGCGGCACCGCGUGCGGCAGCCGCUGGAGACGCGGGACGUGAUCGGCCGCUGCUUCGUGCUCAGCCAGGACCUGCGGGAACGGGACGAGCUGGACGGCGGCGAGUGGAAAUUCUGCGAGGGGAGAGCGCCGGGACACGAACGGUUCGGGUUCUGCCAGCAGGGCCUGGCGGCCGCCUUCAGCCCCGACCGGCGCUUCGUGCUGCUGGGGGCACCCGGGACCUACAACUGGAAGGGCACCGUUCGCCUGGAGCAGCUCCAGCAGAGCUCCCUGGACCUGCUGCGCCCGGACGCCGGCCCGUUCGAAGCAGGGGGGGAGAAGGAGCAGGACCCGGCCCUGAUCCCCGUGCCCGCCCACAGCUACCUCGGGCUGCUCUUUGUGACAAACAUUGAGAGCGGCGCCCCCGACCUGAGGGUGUUCCGGACCCCCGAGCCCGGAGAGAGGGUGCCCGGCGCGGCCGCGGACGUGGGGCACAAUUCCUACCUGGGGUUCUCGGUGGCCGCGGGCCCGGGGCUGACACGGCCGCACGAGCUGAGCUUUGUGUCGGGCGCGCCCCGGGCCAACCACAGCGGGGCCGUUGUGAUCCUGCGCACGGACAGCGCCAACCGCCUGGUGCCCGAGGCCGUGCUGGGCGGGCACCAGCUCAGCUCCGCCUUCGGCCACGCCCUGGCACUGCUGGACCUCAACAGCGACGGCUGGACGGACCUGGCCGUGGGCGCCCCCCAUUUUUUCGAGCGGCAGGAGGAGCUGGGGGGGGCCGUGUACGUUUACCUCAACCCGGGGGGGCUCUGGGCCGGCGCCACCCCCGAGCGCCUGAGCGGCCCCCGCGGCUCCGCCUUCGGCACCGCGCUCUGCUCGGCCGGGGACCUGGACCGGGACGGCUUCCAGGACCUGGCCGUGGGGGCUCCUUUUGACGGCGCGGGCAAAGUCUUCAUUUACCACGGCAGCGCCCUGGGCAUCGUCACCCGCCCGGCGCAGGUGCUGGAUGGGGAGGCCGUGGGGGUCUCGGCCUUUGGGUACUCGCUCUCGGGGGGAAUGGACGUGGAUGGGAACCUGUACCCCGACCUGCUGGUGGGGUCCCUGUCGGACAGCGUGGUGCUCUACAGGGCGCGGCCGGUGGUUCACGUGUCCCGGGAGGUGUCGGUGCUGCCGCCGCUCAUCGACCUGGAGCGGAGCAACUGCCGCGACGGGGCCCGGCGUCUGCCUGGAGAGCUGCAGCUGGCGCUGGAGGCGGACUCGGAGCGGCGCCUUCGGGGGCAGCAGCCCCGGGGCUCCUUCCUGGAGCGGGGCCCGGCCGAGCCCGAGCACCGGAUCCGGGCCCGCCUGGAGCUGCCCCGGCCGCGGGAGCGGCGCUGCGUGCCCGCCACCUUCCGGCUGCACGACGACAUCCGGGACAAGCUCCGCCCCAUCGCUGUCACCUUGUCCUUCGCCAUCGCGGGGGACACCGCGGGGGUGGCACCGGGGGGCCCGGGGGACAGCGCUGCCCCCGCUGAGCCCCGCGCUGAGGCCCGCGCCAGCCCAGCACGCUGCGCACCGAGCCCCGCGCUGAGCCCGCGCCAGCCCAGCACGCUGCGCACCGAGGUGCAUUUCCUGCGCCAGGGCUGCGGCGAUGACCGAAUCUGCCAGAGCCACCUGGAGCUGCGCCCGCGGUUCUGCGCCCGCCUUGGGGACAGCGACUUCCUGGCCCUGCCCACGGACGAGGACGGCGCUGCCAUCUUGGCCAUCAGUGACCAGAAGGACGUGGCCCUGGAGCUGCAGGUGACCAACGAGCCCUCGGACCCCGCGCAGCCGCACAGGGACGGGGACGACGCCCACCAGGCCCUGCUGGUGGCAUCGCUGCCCCCGGAGCUGCCCUACGCCGCCAUCCGGGGCCGCCCUCCCCAGGACAGGGUUUUGUGCUUGGCCAACGCGAACGGCUCCAGGGUGGAGUGCGAGCUGGGGAACCCCCUCAAACGCGGGGCCCAGGUGCGCUUCUUCCUCAUCCUCAGCACCUCGGGCGUCUCCGUCCACACCACGGAGCUGCAGGUGCUGCUGGAGCUGUCCACCAGCCGGGGGCUGGAGCCGGUGGUCGCCCGCGCCCGCGUGGUCAUCGAGCUGCCCCUGGCCGUCACCGGCGUGGCCGUGCCCCCCAGGCUGUUUUUUGGGGGGCAGGUGCUGGGGGAGAGCGCGGUGAAGAGGGAGAGCCAGGUGGGCAGCGCCGUCCGCUUCGAGGUCACGGUGUCGCAGCGGGGGCCGGUGCUGAGGAGCCCCGGCUCGGCCGCCCUGACCGUGCAGUGGCCGCUGGAGCUGCCCAAUGGGAAAUGGCUCCUGUACCCCCUGAGCCUGGAGCUGGGCACCCCCCCCGUGCCCUGCAGCCCCCCAGGAAACCCCCUGCACCUCGCCCUGGAGUCACCAGGCCGGGAGGGCCCCCCUGAGGAGCCCCCGGCCCGCUCGUGGUGGGUGCCCGCGGGGAGGAAGAGGAGGAACGUGACCCUGGACUGUGCCCGGGGCACGGCGCGCUGCCGCCCGUUCCGGUGCCCCGCUGCCGUCGCUGGAGCGCUCGGAGCUGCGGGCGCGGGGCCGCCUCUGGAACGGGACCUUCCUGGAGGUCAGCGAGAGACCCCCGGGGAGUUCCUGGACGUGGAGAAACCUGGAGCUGAUCGUGCGCGCCGGGUCUCGGUCUCCUCCCCCCGCGGCAACGUUGUCAUCAGGGACGCGGUGAUGUCGGUGUCCCUGCACCUGGACCCGGGCGUGGCCGUCACCGCCGUCCCCUGGUGGGUGCUGCCCCUGGCGGUGCUGCUGGGGCUGCUGCUGCUGGCGCUGCUCGUGCUGGGGCUCUGGAAGCUGGGAUUUUUCCGGCGGGCGGCGGCGGCCCCGCCCCCGGCCGUGCCGCGGUUCCGGGCCGUGCGAAUCCCCCGGGAGCAGCGGCCGCAGGCCCGCGAGGGCCACACCGGGACCAUCCUGCGGCCACAGUGGGCGGCCGGACCCACGGACAGGGACGGGGACGGCGCCGCGCCCGGGCCCGCCUGA
This is a messenger RNA of Agelaius phoeniceus (red-winged blackbird), 3744 nucleotides long. NCBI's taxonomy places the organism in Eukaryota, Metazoa, Chordata, Aves, Passeriformes, Icteridae. The record is from RefSeq and is a predicted model, not a curated record.